Messenger RNA from Linum tenue, 528 nucleotides. NCBI's taxonomy places the organism in Eukaryota, Viridiplantae, Streptophyta, Magnoliopsida, Malpighiales, Linaceae. The record is from the annotation of a GenBank genome assembly.
AUGGCACCCAAAUCAUCAGAUUCGCAGAGUCAUCUCCUCAAUCAGUCAGACCCAACAACAAAUGGCUCAAUCGAUCCGAUGUUCCACCUCGUCAGAAUUCUCCCGUACUCUGUCCUCCGCGCGCCGCGCCUCCGCCUCAAGCUGCCGUCCCUCAGCCUCCCAUCUCCGAUGACGGUCUUCUCCCUCGUCCUCCUGACCUACUUCAUGGUCGUCUCCGGCAUCGUCUACGACGUCAUCGUCGAGCCGCCGGGAAUCGGAUCGACCCAGGAUCCCGUCACCGGCACCGUGCGGCCCAUCGUGUUCAUGUCCGGCCGAGUCAACGGGCAGUACAUCAUCGAAGGACUGUCGUCCGGCUUCAUGUUCGUCCUUGGCGGGAUCGGGAUCGUUCUGUUGGAUCUUGCGCUGGACAAGAAUCGGGCGAAGAGCGUCAAGGUUUCGUAUGCUUCUGCUGGGGUUUCCUCCAUUGUGUUCUCCUAUGUUAUGAGUAUGCUCUUCAUCCGCAUUAAGAUCCCAGCUUAUCUGAGGUGA